CUUGAUGCUGGCUCUGGUCUUCCCUCCCCCCCUACCACCACACCCGACCCCCGCCCCCUCAAGGGCCCGAGACCACCCCUUCUUCUUUCCCCCACCCACAACCCCCUCCCAUCAGUCCUUUCCCACUACACGUUAUAAGAAAGUUGUAGGAUUGACCCGCCGUCUGCUUCCCUUUUGUCGCUCGUAAACGGUUGUUAUGGUGAAAGCAUAACUUUAUACAAGGAGAAUAAUUAUAUUAAUAAAUUAUAUAUAUUUAAACUAAUGUUAACGUUGAUUAAGAGAGCUAGAAAGUCUAUAACUUAGAGAACUUAUAUAUAAUAAUAACAACGUUGUUCAAAGUGUACGUUAGUAUUUAUAUGGAUAUUUUAUUCAAGAGUGUGGAAAUUUUAUGAGAUUGAUAAAUAAGUGUCGUUUACGCUAGAUUAUAAGGACUCUGGUAGUGGAUGGAAACGUUAAUUUUGAAAAUUCUGACAAUUGAGAAGUAUAAACGAAAUUAGUGAUAACGUGAAGUGAAGAACAGAAAAGGAUUAACUUAAUUAUAACUUAAUUAACUUAUAAAAGUGAUUAGUGGAUACUUUAGGAAGUGACUAUAACCUGCCCUACCCUACCGCAAAGGAAAUAAGAUAUGAAAGGGAUACAAAUGUAUAAAGACUGCAGUGAAAAUUGAAUCGAACUCACUUUAAGUGGUAUUGAAACUGUGACUGUGAGAAUUUCAACUCAAUUAUACUUUCUCCGGAAUUCCUUCACCUUGCAACGAAAGGAAUACGAACCACCCGACAAGAACGGCAUCGCAUCAGCCCUUCCCUAUAAGAGCCUGUAUCGACCAAGGAGGCGGAAACAAGCCCAGUCUAAUUAAGGAUCAAAGCGACUUGUAAUGUCUUUUAUUUGAACGGAUCAGGAACACCACCCCCGCCAUCUAUCGGAAUCUGGUCGCGUCAGGUGAAGAUGGGGAAUAGAUCUUCCUUCGCGGGCAGUCGAGCUGUUGAGAACAGUUCCAUAAUGCUUCCCAAGCCUGGCCCUUGCUGGUCCCUGCCCCAUCCUGAAAUACGCUCCCUCCGAGGACAGCAGGAGGAGUUCCUCUCGUCCUGAGACUGAUCUGGGGGAGACAUUUUUGUAACGAGAACUGCUUGUGCGCGCGUGUGUGCAUCGUGUUUGAAAACGGUGGUCAUUUCAGUACUUUUCUAGUUAUCCUAGAGUAGAAGCUGUGGUGUUUUAUUUGUUUCUUUAUUGAGUUUAUUGUUGUUUUGUCGAAAUACAAUAAUGUGGGGUGUGGUAGAUGCUUUACCGGGAGGGAUCCCAGGUAGCGAAUCUUCUUCUCUUAGAAAUCGCAGAAGAUGCUGUGCCAACGAUUGGCCUGACGGCCAGACUGACUCGUUAUGUCGAAGUGAAACGUAUUCUAAGUGUGUGACUGACAGAUGCACGGAAUGGCAGCCCAGGUGCCCUCGAAGAGAUCACUUAGUAGAUACGAUAACUCACACGAGGAAGAGACGCAAAGUGACUCCAAGCGACAGAAACGCCUGCGAGGUCCCGACGUUGUCGCGAGGAGACGCGACUCGCGACGUGCCAAGCGAAGUUGGGGCCUGUGUCGAAUCGUGCCCCCAUGCCCAGACGAGGGGCGACCGAGGGUCAGCGUCCAUUCCAGAGGGGACUCGGAACGCGACGGCGCCUCUCUCGGAACCGACGAAGCCGCCUAGCAGCCGCGUCAGACCCAAACAGCCAAUAAUAAUUCCGACGGGGAAGAGCGGCAACGGAGGCAGGAGUUUGAUAACCUCUCCUCCUCUGCAGUCCGUCGCUCUAGUCGUCCUCUUGGCAUUCUCCGUCCUCCCUCUAUCUGCGGCCUGUCCGAAGCCUUGCGUCUGCACGCCCCCGGCCGCCCACGACGGCAAGGGCGACUACAGUAACGUCGAGGAGGGCAUCAGAAUAUCCUGCGUAGGGGCGGGAUUUUCCAGUGUCCCUUCUCUGCAGGAACGGGACGAUAUCGAGGGCGAUCACGUGACCAGUCUGGAUUUGUCCAACAAUAAUCUUACGACGAUCCAGAACCUAGCCUUUGCAAGCUACCCAGCCCUUCGUCAUCUGAAGCUGUCCGGGAACAGAAUUACCACGAUUUCUAAAGAAUCCUUCCACGGGCUCAGACUCCACACAUUGCUUUUAGACAACAACCACCUAUCGGGUCUCCUAACAGGAUCCCUACCGGACACCCUACACGAACUCUCGCUCGAGGACAACUUCUUCAGCAAUGUACCGCCUUCUGUCUCCCUCCUGCACAGUCUACAAGUGCUUAAUUUGGCACGAAAUAAAAUUUCAACCUUACGAGGGAGUGACUUCAACGGCCUUCAUAACCUUUUGUCAUUAUCCCUCCACCAAAACGACAUAGCGACGGUUGACCCGGCGUCCUUCGCUCCCUUAACCCAACUGCAGAUUCUAGACCUGACGGGGAACAACUUGGUCGAGAUUCCCAAGGCUAUCCUCCAGUGCUCGACCUUAAAGCGCAUUUUGCUGGAAGAGAAUCAGCUGACCUACGUCGGAGAGGAGUCCCUCAAGGGCCUAACGGAGCUGCAGCAGGUCGCCCUCCAAGGGAACCCGCUCCUCACCGUGCAUCAUCUGGCCUUCGCAGACCUCCCGUCGCUGACGAAGCUGAUCUUGAAGGAGACGAGGAAGUUGAAGAAUUUCCCAUCGUUGAAUGGGACCUACAACCUGGAACAGCUACGAAUCGACCGUGCUGACCUGACGACGGUGCCCCCUGACCUCUGUUCCUACACGCCCAAAUUGAGGAGCUUGAACCUUCACCUCAAUAACAUCAAGGAGAUGCCCAAGUUGUCGGACUGCAGCAGGUUAAGAUUACUGGACAUGAGUGACAACGCCAUCAGCAGCCUGGGCCACGAGAGCUUCAUAGGGGCCCCCAAUCUUCAGGACCUCCUCCUCCACGAUAACCAAAUCACCCACAUCCCGGCGGAUGCCUUUACCGGAUUAGGCCAACUGCAGGUCCUAGCUCUCCAACAUAACAAGAUCAGUCAGAUAGACGAGGACGCAUUCCUUCCACUGGUCAGCAUUGAGGACAUAAACCUCGGAGACAACGUGUUCCCGGAGUUACCUCACCGAGGUCUGGAAAAAGUGGUUUCCAUCAAAGUCCACAACAACCCUUACUUGAAGGAGUUUCCAGGACCCGAGAGCUUCCCAAAGGUUCACACGUUGACCCUCUCCUACGCCUACCACUGCUGUCCGUUUCUGAACAUCGAGGAGAAGACCACCGAGGAGAAAGAGGAGGUCUCCAUCAGCGAGGACGUCCUCUUCGACGUGUCCGAGUUCCAGGGAAUGCACGACCUCCUCUGGAACAACUCCCGCAUCUGGUCGGAGGUCCCCGAACAAGAAGAAGGUAUGCGGUCAUCAAACUUUGAUGCAGUGUGGGCUAACCUCGCUGCUGCCUUCUCUUCAGCCUUCUCCAACCAGACCUCUGCCACCUCCUAUGACCUCCCAGAACCCGAGGGGUCGGCAGGGUAUCCGAUCGCGGGGUCAUCGUCGGGACGCUUUCGACCCCAGUGCAUCCCGUUACCCGGGCCCUUCAUGCCAUGCCGAGACCUCUUCGACUGGUGGACCCUCCGCUGCGGCGUCUGGAUCGUCUUCUUGUUGGCGCUGAUGGGAAAUGGGGUCGUCGUGGUAGUCCUGGUUGCAGCUUACGCUAAAAUGGAUGUGCCCAGAUUCCUUGUUACUAACCUUGCCAUUGCGGAUUUUUUCAUGGGAGUUUACCUAGGGUUCCUGGCGGUUGUGGAUGCGUCAACCCUGGGGGAAUUCCGCAUGUACGCCAUACCCUGGCAAAUGUCACCUGCCUGUCAGGUGGCAGGCUUCCUAGGAGUCCUCAGCUCUGAACUUUCAGUGUACACCUUAGCAGUCAUCACUCUGGAGAGAAACUACGCCAUCACACACGCAAUGCACCUGCAGAAGAGACUGUCCCUCCGACAGGCAGCUUACAUCAUGGCAAUUGGAUGGGUGUUCGCCCUGACCAUGGCCGUGUUGCCACUGGCGGGCAUAUCUGAUUAUCGUAAAUUUGCAGUGUGCCUGCCUUUCGAAACCGACGGAGGAGGCCUUGGAUACAUAGUGUUCCUCAUGUUCGUCAACGGCAUGGCGUUCCUGAUUCUCAUGGGAUGUUAUUUCAAGAUCUACUGCGCCAUCAGAGGAUCUCAGGCGUGGAACAGCAACGAUUCCCGGAUUGCCAAGAGGAUGGCUUUGCUGGUCUUCACCGAUUUCAUAUGCUGGGCUCCUAUCGCAUUCUUCUCGUUAACUGCAGCGUUCGAUAUUCAACUCAUUUCCCUGGAGGAAGCUAAGGUUUUCACGGUAUUCAUUCUGCCCUUGAAUUCCUGCUGCAACCCGUUCCUGUACGCCCUCCUCACAAAGCAAUUCAAGAAGGAUUGCGUCAUGCUGUGCAAGACCAUAGAAGAGUCGAGGGUCACUCGGGGCAUUGGUCGGUGUCGUCACUCUUCGAAUUUCAGCAACCGUCAGACCCCUGCCAAUACCAACAGCGCCAUUGAUCAGUCAUCUGGCACGGACAGACAGUCAUGCGUGUGCAAAGGGAAAAUGGAGAAGAAGAAGAGAAGAUUGCGCCUUGAUUUCACUUCUCUGAAAUACAUGCUAUGUACUAAAGGUGCCGAGGAGAUAACCUCUUCAAGCGACACCAGUUACCAAACCGACAGAACGCUGCAACGCGGCCCACGCCACGCUUCACUGUCUAGCGACACUUACAGUGGCUCCUGGUCUGAUACAUGGCGUCGCGGACGCGGCCCUACGACAUUGAGACUAAUGGACAGAAGACGCCACAACUCUUGGGCGGCUUCGAAUAAGCCGUCGCAAGAAAGCAGCCUCUCAAAUUCACGACCAGAUUCAACCGCCACUUCGACAUCUACAGCAACCUGGCGCAUCUCUCGAUCUUCGGUGUCAUCUGAUACGUCAAAUGGAGGUAGUGGAAGAUACAAGACCAGCGAGCAGACUCCGCAAACUCGUGUUGGGUCAAUUCGAGAACGCCGAGGGGACAGACGAAUGAUUACUCUGAACCGGCAACCCAGCCAAACGCAGCUCACUAAAGAGCAGCCGUACACAAGGCCGCCAACAGUUCGCCCAAAGCCCCGUCUGCAGCGACAAAGCGCUGUGGAAAGAGAGGUAUACAUGCCCAGCAAAGAAAUGAAUGGAGGCGAUACACCUGCAUGCCCUUUGCACAUCCGCCCAGACCAUCUGUCAUGCGUGUAUGAACAGGAAAGUCACGAAGAAGAUACACAGAUACCAGGAACCAGCCACACUGUCAUUCUUAAACCGGCUCUGAUCUUGAGUCCAACUGUCCUGGGAGCACCAGACGACGGUGUUUUCCUAGACUCUUCGGAAGAACCGAAUGAAUACCCCGAUCCAUCUCCAUCUCACAUAAGGGCUGCAUCUUCCUCACCAAGAGCAACUUCUCCAUCUCACAUACUCCACAUUUCUGCGUCGCCCGUCAGGCCUCCCACUUCCCUCUCAGCCAGCUCUCCCUGUAAGUCUCCAGUGACAGGUUCACCAAGAGAGGUUCACGCCCACAUCUGCCCCAUGGCCUCGCCAGUGUUGUCAUCCCCUCGUAAACCAGAGGCAACGUCACUUGUUGUGAACGAGGAAGGCGAAAUCAUCUCAGAAACAACGGCUCUCAUGUCCUCGUCUCCUUCUCAGAGUGAUGCCCAGAAGCCGAGUGACCCAGACAGAAGGUUUUGGAGACGCAUUUCCCAAUCGAGAUCACCCUUCAUGAGACUCGUCCACUCAUCUGAACAUCGCCCGGAAAGUAAAUUUCACCCCAACGAGAUCAUCAGCGAAAGUAAUGCCCCACUCUAUUUAUUAUACAUUUCACUCAGUUUUAUAGACCAAAGCAAAACUCACUUUGAAGUUAUUUAGUAUUGUAGUUUGGUGUUUGCUAGUUUUAUCUAACGAAGGGGAAAUAUACGAUCUUCAUUCAACCAUCAGUCAUUUCAGUGUUAAGAUGUCAAUGUCUUGUCGAGAACUUAAACACCAGAUCUUUUGCAAUGCAUGAAAUGUGUUAUUCCAUGAAUGAUCAGAGUGUGCUUGUCAUGCAUGCUGACCAAGUUUAAGGUAGGUGUUUCAAAAUCAACAUACACACUGAAUAAUAUUGUUAUUUGUCAGUUUCUCUGUUCAAAGUAAUCUGUUGUAUUUUGUUGAUGAUACGUUUCAUGUAUUUCCAAAAUAUUAUGAAACUAAAUGUUGGAGACUCGAUUAACCAGGAUAUCUCAGCUUUUAGCCUCAACGAAAACUGUCCUGAAGGUCGAAAUGUAUCUAACAGUGUCAGAGUUCCCCACGAUCGUUACAGAAAAUGUCAUCAGAAAUAUGGAAGUUUCCAGACCUGAGGCUCUCAAGAAAAGAUCUAUGAAUUACCUGUCGCUUAAAGCAAAGGCAUUUUUCUGUGUAAUAAGUGAUGCCUGUUUAUAUUUCAUUACAUAUGUAUGUUGGGAUGUUUCAGUCUUAUGAUCACAGUCUUCAUGUGUAUUUGCCAAUAGUGUUCUGAUGUGAGUAUCAACUAUUGAGAGAAUUGACAUGAAUUGACAAGAUAUUAUUAGUAAUCAAGUGGGGAUUUGAACUGAAUAAGCAGGAAAGAGGUUGCAACUCUCAAGUUGACAACAGAGGUGAAAUUGUCUUUGUAAAACAUGUGUUAGCAAUUUUCCAAAGCAAUUAUCUCAGUAUCAUUGAAAGCCAAGAUCUGCCCUUCAAAGAAAUAUAGCUGUGUUAUCCUUCUCGUAAACAAACUUCUGAUCAGUGGAUAAGAAAACAUUAGAUCACGAGUUGAAAAGCGGAAGUCAGUUUUUGUAAACUCACGUCCUUCUCAUCUACAAGAAAAAAAAAACGGAGGACAACGAUCUCUGAGUUUAGUGGGGCUUGAUAGUAAAAAAUAAAAUGCGUAAAUAGAAGACAAUAAGAGUGACUGUUGUAAAACUGUGAAAACUCCUGUGAAAUGAGUUCAAUAACCGACGAAGCGAGGGGGUUGUAAAGAACAUGGCUGUUGAGGAGAAGCCAUGCAAUCAAGUCAAGCCAAAGAGUUUUAGAAUAAGUCACAUGUGCAGUAGAUAUUUAUAUACUUUAUGUCUUAACAGUAUAUUGUAUUUAAAGACAGAUUUUUUUGAAAAGAAUAAUUCUAAUACAUUAUUUACUGUU
Messenger RNA from Macrobrachium nipponense, 7167 nucleotides. RefSeq names its product leucine-rich repeat-containing G-protein coupled receptor 5-like (gene rk). NCBI's taxonomy places the organism in Eukaryota, Metazoa, Arthropoda, Malacostraca, Decapoda, Palaemonidae. The transcript has 20 exons. The record is from RefSeq and is a predicted model, not a curated record. Bases 1261 to 5898 code for a protein of 1545 amino acids. Gene Ontology annotation, molecular function: G protein-coupled peptide receptor activity; protein-hormone receptor activity; protein binding. Gene Ontology annotation, cellular component: plasma membrane. Gene Ontology annotation, biological process: adenylate cyclase-activating G protein-coupled receptor signaling pathway; activation of adenylate cyclase activity; hormone-mediated signaling pathway.